Messenger RNA from Strongylocentrotus purpuratus (purple sea urchin), 880 nucleotides. RefSeq lists its product as uncharacterized. Lineage: Eukaryota; Metazoa; Echinodermata; Echinoidea; Camarodonta; Strongylocentrotidae. The transcript is spliced from 3 exons. The coding region runs from base 87 to 545 and encodes 152 amino acids. The record is from RefSeq and is a predicted model, not a curated record.
UCAGCCAAGACAAUGUUCUACAGUUAGAGAGAAACGCCCUCUUUGUGGAGCUAGACUACAGCCAGAAACCUGAGAACGAAUUAAACAUGGCCGUUGAACUCUUCCAAGGAGACAAAAACAAGAUAGAUGUUAACAGGGCGUCUCUUCAGUUCAGAACCGUGAUUCAAGCUGCAAAAAGAAGAGUAGUGGAUAGCGAUGAUGAUGAACCAGAAAGCAAAAGCCAAAAGAAGAAGCGUUUGGCGAGCGUUGAAGACGACAUUUUGUUCAAGGUCGCGGACCAGAUAGAUAACGACGAGGUACUCGAGUCUCUCAUGCAGGCUCUGGACAUCGGGCAAGUCAGUCGACGACGCUGCCUCGAGACCAAUCGCUCCGAGGGGAAGGUCACCGAAAGAGGAACGCGUGAGUUGCUCCUCAAAUGGCGGUCAAAGACCAAUGCUACGGAACAGCGCUCAGGCUUGGAGAGCGCCCUCACGAAAGCAGAGCUCCAUGAUCUGCGGACCAAACUCUUUCAAGAAGAGAAAGAGAGUCAUUAUAGAAACAUCUGAAAUAUGCUGCUAAACAGUGAAAUAAGUAGUAUAAAAUUUAAAAAAAAGUUGGUUCUUGUAUAAUUAUAGCACUCAUGUUUGACAGACUUAACACUCCUAACGCUACUGCUACUCGAUUAAUGAUUUCAACUGCUUUAGCAUGGCCGCCCUAAUGGCGCUUUAGCACUUCCAGGAAUAAAUUCUUGUCAGGUUCCAAUUUAUUUCACAUGGGUCGUGUUGUUGCAUAUUUAAUUUGUUAUCUUACAAAUAAUACUAAAAAUAACAUCGGUCAUCCAUUAAAGACCAUAUCCUAACUGAAAAAUGAAAUGGACGAAUUAUAAAUCAACGGAAAGCUU